Molecule: messenger RNA, 616 nt
Organism: Gastrolobium bilobum
Lineage: Eukaryota; Viridiplantae; Streptophyta; Magnoliopsida; Fabales; Fabaceae
Exons: 2
Coding region: 68-367 (99 amino acids)
Source: RefSeq, a predicted model, not a curated record
ACUAUGUUUUUUACCAACUAGUCUCUCUCAAACAGACAUUGCUUGCGAAUAGUGGAAGGGAAGAACCAUGGCUGGUGGUCACUUCCUCACUCUUCUCCAUUCCACUUCACGAUCUUCCUUGGUAAAGCCUAUUAGGCCAUUCUUCUACAACUCCACUAAGAAUUAUAGGGAGGCAAGCAAUGGAAACCGUAGCAGUUUGAUGGCAGAGAGAGCACCUUCCAUAGCUGAAGAAUUCCAGAGAGUUGCAGAGGAGAAAGCCAGGGAAGCCAAGAAAGAUGGUACUAUUGGUGACUCUAAGGUUGAAUCAAUCAAGAACAGGUUCAAACACCAUGAACCCGAGGCUGAUUAUAACAGGAGGGGUGAUUAGGAACCUACUUUAUGAACUAUGAAAUAUCUAUCUGUAUGUGCAUCCAGAAUAAGGUUGUCUUAUUUUCCAAUAGUUUCUAUGUGAGUGUUUCUGCAGCAGAAGAAACCAAAUAAUUAAAAGCUUAUUCAGUGUUUAUUUGUAAUAUUAGGUCUGCUCAUUGCACCUUAAAACUGUUAUGAAUUUCAUUAGUCUUUUGAAUAGACGUGUUGAUAAAUGGAGGAUAUUAUUAUUAUCAUUAAUUUGGUGUAU